Raphanus sativus (radish) is the source of this 1823-nucleotide messenger RNA. Its product is annotated as 4-coumarate--CoA ligase-like 2. Lineage: Eukaryota; Viridiplantae; Streptophyta; Magnoliopsida; Brassicales; Brassicaceae. The transcript has 5 exons. Bases 37 to 1671 code for a protein of 544 amino acids. Gene Ontology annotation, molecular function: CoA-ligase activity. The record is from RefSeq and is a predicted model, not a curated record. Gene Ontology annotation, cellular component: peroxisome.
ACAACCAAGGUGACGGUUAGGCACGGCGGCGAAACGAUGACGAUAGAUCGGAAAAGUGGUUUCUGCGACUCAACCUCCGUUUUCCACAGCAAACGCGAACCAAUGUCACUCCCGCCAAACCAACACCUCGACGUCACGACUUUCAUUUCAUCACAGCCUCACCGCGGCGAAACCGCAUUCGUCGACGCCGUCACCGGUCGCCGUCUCGGCUUCUCCGAGCUCUGGCUCGGCGUGGAGAGAGUCGCUUCUCGCCUUCACGCAUUAGGCGUUCGCAAAGGCGACGUCGUCAUUAUACUCUCCCCGAACUCGAUCCUCUUCCCCGUCGUCUCCCUCUCCGUGAUGUCGCUCGGCGCCGUCAUCACCACCGCGAAUCCGAUCAACACCCCCGGAGAAAUCUCGAACCAGAUCGAGGACUCUCGCCCCGUCCUCGCAUUCACCACGCGCAAUCUCGUCUCCAAGCUGCCGAGCUCGAACGAUCUCCCGGUGGUUCUCAUGGACGAUUCCCGCGCGGCGUCUUCAUUUUCCCGCGCCAAGAUAGUCGGGAGCUUGGAGGCAAUGAUGGAGACGGAACUGAGCGAGUCGUCACGUGCCAAGCAGCGUGUCAGCCAAGACGACACUGCCGCUUUACUAUACUCAUCAGGCACUACCGGGACGAGCAAAGGAGUAAUGCUGACUCACCGUAAUUUAAUCGCGCUGGUACAAGCGUACCGAGCCCGGUUCGGUUUAGAGAAGCGAACCGUCUGCACGAUCCCGAUGUGCCACGUAUUCAGCUUCGCCGGUUUCGCGACGAGCCUGAUCGCAUUAGGGUGGACGAUCGUGGUUCUCCCUAAAUUCGAGAUGAAUCAGCUUCUCUCCGCCGUGGAGAUUCACCGGCCAUCGCAUCUCUCCCUCGUCCCGCCGAUGCUGGUGGCCAUGGUCAACGGCGCGAGGGAGAUCAAUUCGAAGUACGAUCUCAGCUCGCUGCGCACCGUCGUCGUCGGAGGAGCUCCUCUGAGCAGAGAGGUGACGGAGAAGUUCGUGGAGAGGUACAGUGGUGUUAGGGUUCUGCAGGGCUAUGGUUUGACCGAGACGACGGCUGUAGUUGCUUCUAUGUUUAGUGAGGAGGAGACGGAGAGGUACGGUUCCUCUGGUUUGCUUGCUCCGGAUGUGGAGGCUAAGAUUGUGGAUCCGGAUACGGGUCGGGUAUUUGGGGUGGAUCAAACCGGGGAGUUCUGGGUCCGGAGUCCUACCGUUAUGAAAGGUUAUUACAAUAACGAAGAAGCUACUGCUUCUACUAUUGAUUCAGAAGGAUGGUUGAUGACUGGAGAUUUGUGUUACAUUGACAGUGAAGGUUUUGUCUUUGUUGUUGAUAGAUUAAAGGAGCUUAUCAAAUGCAAUGGUUAUCAGGUUGCUCCAGCUGAAUUAGAAGCAUUGUUGCUUGCUCAUCGAGAGAUUGCUGAUGCAGCAGUAAUACCCAUCCCUGACAUGAAAGCUGGGCAAUAUCCAAUGGCAUAUAUCGUAAGAACAGCUGGAAGUAACUUAUCCGAAAGUGAGAUCAUGAGCUUCGUCGCAAAACAGGUAUCUCCAUACAAGAGGAUACGUAAGGUUACGUUUCUGGCUUCAAUCCCCAAAAAUCCCUCUGGCAAGAUUUUAAGAAGAGAACUUAUAAAGCUCACAACCUCAAAGCUGUAGCAGGAAGCUGUGUUCACCAAUCACCACCCUUAUUUCACCCUUCACCAUUAGUUAACUCAUUUAUUUGGUUAAUUCUUCUAUAGAAAUCUCUGACAAAACUGAAUAUGAUAUACAAACUUGCAAGGCUUAUACAGAAUAUCUGUUUCUCUAUA